Molecule: messenger RNA, 1788 nt
Organism: Bipolaris oryzae ATCC 44560
Lineage: Eukaryota; Fungi; Ascomycota; Dothideomycetes; Pleosporales; Pleosporaceae
Exons: 5
Coding region: 1-1788 (595 amino acids)
Source: RefSeq, a predicted model, not a curated record
AUGGACGUCCCGGUGGCUGCCAAUGUACUGGGUACCAUGGGAGCGGUCUGUUGGUCUAUUCAGUUGAUACCUCAGAUUGUCGUAAACUACAGACGACACAAUGCAACCGGAUUGCAACCCACAAUGAUGAUGUUGUGGGCUUGGGCUGGUGUCCCCCUGGGCGUUUAUAACAUUGCUGAAGACUACAACAUUGCUCUGCGCAUCCAGCCUCAAAUUCUCACUGUGCUGAGUCUCGUCACGUGGAUCCAGUGCUACUAUUACGAAAAGAAUUGGUCAAUUUUGCGUUCGCUUGCAGUAGUCAUCCCCAUAGCCAGUGUUAUGGGGGGAGUGCAAACUGGCCUCAUCUUCGCAAUACGACGUGCUCAGCACCAGGGCCUGCACUGGCCUAGUAUCCUCAUGGCAGUUGCUUCAGCUGCUUUGCUAGCGGCUGGCGUUAUGCGUCACUACAUUGAUAUCUACCUCUUUCGGACUGUUCGAGGAAUCUCGUUCAUCUUUGUAGCCAUUGAUGCUCUAGGCGAUGUCUUCUCACUGGUGUCCGUCCUGUUUCAGCCUACACUUGACAUUCUGGGGAUAGUGAUUUAUGGCACCGAAUUGGCCCUCUGGAUUGGCAUCUUUGCCUGCGGAGCUUAUUACAACCUCUCACCUUGGAUUAUCUCGCAGACAAACGGCCGGGGAAAAGGUCAUGCGGUAUGCGAUGAAAGCGCUCGUCCUGCCGCAAAUCUGAACACAGGUGAAGAUGGAGCAGCAGUCGCAUCUGGGAUUGCUCUCCACAAUCUACCUUCCAGCACCUCACGCGAGUAUUUCUCCACCAUACUCACAAGACGCAGCAGCACACCAAAUAUCGCUACGAAGACUUGGGCAAUGAUUUCCAUCAUGAUGGCCAAGGCUACGUCGCUGGACUGCCAAUCGGAUGCUCCGUCAGUGCCCAAUCCCACACCAGUCACCGAGCCUGUCGGCACUCCGUUUGCCAGUGAGCCUGUCGACCCCCCGCCAGAGAUGGACUACGCCGCUGUGGCUAGGAUUCUUGCUCCUAUUCAGGAGUCGCUCAACGAAGCAGCCGAGGAGGCCGGUUAUCCUUCCCCUCCCAUCAACACGCCCGUAGUUGGUUCCCCGGAGCCCUCCAUCGUCUACCGUAAUCCUACGACUCGCGGUCGCGGCAUUAGCGCCAUCGGUGACAGACUUGCUCAGUUGAAGCUCGAUAACCGCAAGCUGCGUCAGCAUGAAGGAGAUGCGGGAUCAGUCAACUAUUCUCCCGAGCCUUCGGUCGCCGAAGAUGACGAGGCCGACAUUGCCAGCGUUUCUGAGGUAGUGAGCGAUAGCGGCAAGAGCAGGCACGCUCGUAAGCCUCUUUCUCCCAUCAGUGUGACCGAGGGCACAGUGCCUAUCGCCCUGGGCUCUCCUGCCGCCAACCCUCGUAUCGCCGAGUACUUGAGCUUCACCUCGGAUGACUUGCCCACAAGCUCGGUUGCCCCUUGCUUUCCCUCUACCCUUAUGGAGAUGGGCACAUCUUGUACCGAGCCGGCGGUUCGUGGUGGCAGUGACAGCUUGAGGAGCGAAGGCGUCACGGAAAAGAGCAACUGGGCUGAGGAGAUCGAAGACGCCGUCAACCGCGCUUUCUUGCGCCUUGAGCAGCUAGCAGCUGAUGAGGUUAAGAUGGACGCUAGCAAGACGUUUGAGGAGUACUACAUUGCUCGGCUUGAGCGCCUGCUUGGUAGCGACAAGCGAGCAGUUCCUGUCCUUGUUCAGAAGGCAAACGGGACUAGCAAGGCCAACAAAGACAACAAGUAG